Messenger RNA from Hemibagrus wyckioides, 3451 nucleotides. Its product is annotated as CMRF35-like molecule 8. The coding region runs from base 164 to 889 and encodes 241 amino acids. Lineage: Eukaryota; Metazoa; Chordata; Actinopteri; Siluriformes; Bagridae. The record is from RefSeq and is a predicted model, not a curated record. The transcript has 5 exons.
AGCGGGUCAAAAGUGGAAGUGGACAUGAUGUUUCUUUUCUACUUUAGCCACACAAAAAGAGGUUCAGUCACAGAGACAGAGACAGUGUGGGAGAGUCACAUAACUAACAGAACAUUUGAUUAUUUUUAUUUUCUGGAGUGGAGUUUGUGAGUCUGGAUUUAGAAUGAAGAUCCUCCUCAUCUUCACCUUCUUCCUGAUUAUAGCUGGAACUGAUGCUGUAACUACAGUAACUGGAUACAGAGGAAGAUCAGUUCAGAUUAAAUGCCCCUAUGAAUCUGGAAAGGAACAGAACAAGAAGUAUCUCUGCAGAGGUGAAUGUCCCUAUUUGUGGACUAAAGACAUUCCUGUUCAGUCUGGAUCUCCUCCUAAAGAAACCAGAUUCUCUCUGUAUGACAACACAACAGCAAGAGUCUUCAUCAUCACCAUCACUGAUCUGAGAACUGAGGAUGGAGGCACUUACUGGUGUACGAUACAGCAGAAACUUGCACAGGAUAUUUACACAGAGAUUCUACUGCUGGUUAAAACAGGAUUCCCAACUACUCUUGUCAUCUCUGCUGUGUCUGUGGUUCUAGUGCUGCUUAUCGUUGCCUUUAUAUUUAUUGUAAUGAUACAGAGGAAAAAGAAGACCCAAGGCUUUGACACAACAGUCACCCAAGCAUCCAAAGAGACAAAUGGAAAACAUGAAAAUGACCAAAAUUUACUUCCGGCCCAAGCAAGAGAAAAAAACGGUUUACCUGAAACUGUCUACAUGAGUCUAGACCCAACCACCAGCCAACCAGACUCAGUCUACCAGAGUCUGUCAAUUACUAAUAACCAAUCAGAAUCAAUCUACCAGAGCCUGUCAUUUACCAAUAGCCACUCAGAAUCAGUCUACCAGAGUCUUCUCUGAACAAACUCUGCUCAUGUUCAGCUUUCUUUUCAGGCUGAAGUAGCACAGUGGUUUUGAUCAUGGGGCAUGCAAUUGUAUUUGGCGGAAGCAGAACAAGAGAUAGGGAAUCCCCUUUCUCUGACCUUCUGCUGUGACUCCAAAGCCCAUGUUUUAGACUUGGAAGCUUGCAGCAUGAUUUCCUCCAAGCAGAGCGAUGACCUAAUGUUGUAUGCAUCAUGAUCUGGGAGAUUGGUGUCAGCAAAGAAUUGUGGGUUGUGUCUUCUCAGUCAACCUGCAAUACCCUCAAAGCUGUGUAGGACCUACCAAGAUCCUACCAAGCUGACCUGCUGAGGGAGUGGGAUAGCGGUGAGGGAUUAAACCCUGAGGCAUGGUUGCUGAGACUCAAAUUGGAACCCAUUCUCCUUUGGUUGACAACAGUAUAUGGUCAAGUGGAUUUGUGCCAGAACCAGAAGCACUUGAGCAAUUUAUAGGUCAGUGUAUUUUCUGAGAUGACAGUGUUAAUCCAGUUAAUCCAGUGUUGAGCAAAUCCCUUCCUGCAUUAAAGAACCAGAACCUUCUACCAGUCAUCCCUGGGCCCAGGAUGGCUCCCAUAUGUAGGAGCAAAAGCCUAGUGUGGCGGCCUAUGCCACCUCUCGUAGAGAUAGGGUGGUGGACUAGCACAAUCAGGGGUAGUCUUGACUGGGGAGAGGCGUCCUAAGAUCAGUCAUCUCUGCCAAGCGAGCCAGUUCAGAAGCCUGAUGCUCUAGGGGUCUGCUGCCAUUUAGUUGAAUAUGACUGCUAUUUCUGCUAGCCAAGCACCCAUCCUUGGGGUGUCCAUGGGGGACACGCUUUGGUCUCUUGCUUCCUGUGCAGUGCCAGAUGGCUGAGGCCUUUGGGCAGAUCGGAAGUUCACUUCUGCCGCCUCUCUGAGGCCCAGGAGGGGGCCUCAACCCCAUGAAUCUUUUGCCCCAUGAAUCUUUUGCCCCUAUUAUCUGCCCUAUGAAUCUCUGCGGCCGGGAGAACUAUGCUUGCUGUGCAUCGCUUGGGCCCUUAGGGCUUACAAACAAAGCUCUAGCCUACUCUACCACUCCACUCUGGCCUACUCUACCCCUAUCUCAACUUUGGGGGUAGCAGUUAAAAAGAGGUAGGCCAGUCACCAAGCAAAGCUUUUGCCCACUGGGUACUAGAAGUCAUCACAGUCCUAUGGGGUGGGUGGCAUGUCUUCACCCCUAGAUUACAGGAUGCUCUCCACCAUUAUUGCGAUAUUCACCAGCUGGUGAGGCUUUUCAGUUGAUUUGCCCCAGCAGUUGCCUGCGCUAAUUCACUCAGCCCUGUGGGAUCAGAAUUUUUCCUUCUGUAAUGACAUUAGUAUUGAUGUUCCCAUAGCGUUAAGCCACGGCGCAGAGUUUGUCUCAGGGAAUGUCUCAGGUUAUGUAUGUAACCCUGUUCCCUGAGAAUGGAACAAGAUGCUGAGUCACUUGCAACACAUCAGGCAUGCCCAGUGUCUUCCUCCAAACAGUUAGAAUCUGAGGACUAUGUGACUUAGGUGCCCUUUUAUGGUGUUGUUGACAUACAUUGCUAUGUCACCUGACUCCAUUAUUAGCCAAUAAUAUUGCUGUGUGUUCACAAAUGCUACAGAAACUGGUUCCAUGAAUAGUGUUCCCAUAGCAUGAUGCCAUGACACAGCGUCUCGUUCCCUUCUCAGGGAACAGGGUUACAUAUGUAACCUGUGAUGUUUUUGUUGCCUUUCUGCCCUGUGUUCCUUAUCUCGACUAUUCCUUAUAAUCUGUUUUUGCCACCUUGAACCUAUUCUGCUCCAAUCUGUUCUCUGCCUGCUGUUUUGUACUUGUUUGUAUUUUGGAGCCCCCCUGCACCCGUGUCCAUGCAGCCUGCUUCUGUGUCCUUUCACCUAAUGACAUCAUUUCUGAUCACUUUUUCCCCACUAGCCAUGCGUGUAACAAUGCUGUAUGUAAAAUAAUUUUUCACUGGGCUUUAAACUUGUCAUUUGUAUUUUUCAUUCAUCAUGGCUUUUUCUUUUACAGUUAGCUUAUUAAUAUAAAGCCUUUUGACCAUCUCUAUGGUGUUUAAGACAAAAAACAUAAGAUGUAUGUGAAAUACAUUUAACCUUAAUGUCAUUGUAAAUACACAAAUUAUACAUUCAUUGUGUACACUCCUGACUUUAAUUUCAUUCUCAUUGUUCUGGCCUGACUAAUGGACAAUAGUUUAGUUUAUUAUGACUGUCUUGGCAUCUAGCGGCUGCAGUUGGUAUUGCCAGGAUAUUAGUUUUGAAUUUUCUAACUUUCUCCCUGAAGUGACUUAGGGGCAUCUGCUAUGAUCAAGCAGAUAUCCCUCUGUAUAUGAGGGUGUUAGUGUAAUUGAAAAUUGUUGCUCAUGUCUUGGGUUUUGGUCUCAUCGCUGUUAUGUGGCUUUAUGUUCUUGUUUAUAUAUACAGUAUGUGUAUGUAUUAUGCUUUGAUAUUGAUGGGCUUGAUUGUUUGUUGAAUGUAAUAUGGUGUGAGUUUUGGUUUUUGUGUAUUUUCUAGUUUCACGCUUCAUCUUCUUGUCAAUAAACACAUUUGCUUGA